CCCACACCCACAACGCGCAUGCGCACUGGCCUCCCGGGCCCUCACUUCUCAAUCCUCGCUCUCCCCGCCGUUGCCGCUGUGUCUCCGCUUCGACGUUUCGCGUCAUGACCGAGCAGUCUGCCCUGCUGCUGAGGCGGCAGCUUGCGGAGCUGAACCGGAACCCAGUGGAAGGGUUCUCAGCAGGACUCAUUGAGGAUGAAGACAUCUACCACUGGGAGGUGGUCAUCAUUGGUUCUCAAGACACCAUCUACGAGGGAGGGGUGUUCAAGGCCCACCUCACCUUCCCCAGGGACUAUCCACUCAGGCCGCCCAAGCUGAGGUUCAUCACAGACAUCUGGCACCCAAAUGUGGACAAGAGUGGCGAGGUCUGCAUCUCCAUCCUGCACGAACCUGGUGAGGACCGCUUUGGCUAUGAGCAGCCAGGGGAGCGAUGGCUUCCGAUCCACACGGUGGAGACGAUCCUCAUAUCCGUCAUCUCCAUGCUCGCCGACCCUAACGGGGACUCCCCGGCAAACGUGGACGCUGCCAAGGAGUGGAGGGAUGACCCCAAUGGAGAGUUCAAGCGGAAGGUGACGAAGUGUGUGAGGAGAAGUCAGGAAACAGCAUUCGAGUAGCUCACUAACACACUCACACACACACCUACACACUCACUAACACACUCACUCACACACUCACUCACUAACACACUCACUCACACACCUACACACUCA
This is a messenger RNA of Petromyzon marinus (sea lamprey), 710 nucleotides long. Its product is annotated as ubiquitin-conjugating enzyme E2 G1. Lineage: Eukaryota; Metazoa; Chordata; Hyperoartia; Petromyzontiformes; Petromyzontidae. The record is from RefSeq and is a predicted model, not a curated record.